This is a messenger RNA of Astyanax mexicanus (Mexican tetra), 1889 nucleotides long. Its product is annotated as apoptosis facilitator Bcl-2-like protein 14. Lineage: Eukaryota; Metazoa; Chordata; Actinopteri; Characiformes; Acestrorhamphidae. Gene Ontology annotation, biological process: regulation of apoptotic process. Bases 415 to 1080 code for a protein of 221 amino acids. The transcript is spliced from 5 exons. The record is from RefSeq and is a predicted model, not a curated record.
UUUCCGGCAGUUUUAGAGUUUGUUUCUGUUGUAAAUUAUUAUUUAAUAAUUACAUUAGCUGUUUAUCACGCCUGAGGGUCAGUCAGUGAGCAGAUCACACACACACACACACACACACACACACACAGACCGAGCGGAAGUUUUGAAAGUGAAAGUGUGUGGAUGUAGGCUUCAUUUGCAUGAACUCGGUUAUUUUACAGCUCAGGAUUCAGGCCCUGCAGCGGGACAGUGAGUUAUUUCUACUUCCUGAUCUCUCAGCAGCUGCAGGUUGGCGCAGAGUUGCUGUAUAGUCGCUAGUUUAAGGUGUUUAAGCUGAGCUGAGUCUUGUUUUAAGGAGCAGUUUAGCAGGUCCUGUACUGAGCUGUGGUUUCUCAGUAUCUUGAGGACUUGUGUGAGUGUGAGUACAGCUGGAGCAUGGAAGCCAACGUCUCAUUAGAAAGCCAGUUCAUCUUUGAACACCAGCUCCUGAAGGAGUACUGCGGUAGAAGAAAGCCAUGGGGGAAACCAAGGGGGAAACCAAGGGUAGCCCCUAUGUGUGCUGCAACCCAGCAGGGAGUGAUGAGAAAACUCAAAAGCAGCAACGAAAGAUGUCUUCUCGAAACUGACAGUUCUGAUGACACACAUGAUGUUAGGGGUGUGGCUGAUAACCUGGUCCAGAUUGUGGACAGCACACCUCUUGUUCAGGAUCAGCUUGUAGCACAAAGUGGUGUUGAUGUCAUCCAGAGGCUGGUUGAAUUAUUGAAAGAAUCUGGUGAUGAGUUGAAUGAAAAGAUUCAAAAGGACCGUGUGCUUUUAGGCUAUCUCCAGAGCUCUUUCUCUUACACUGUGUUUGAGAAACUGGCCUCGGCCUUUAUCGGCAGUCCAAUGCCCUCACAAAGUCAGAAUCAAAAUGCUGAUGAGCAGAAGAAACAGAUUGCCUGGACCUUUGAGAUGACUAGCAGGCUGACAGCUCUGGACCUGCAGCCUAUGAACAGAGCCAUGGGUUUCGGAGCCCAGUACCUGCACCAGAAUUUUGCACAGUGGAUUCAACAGAAUGGUGGCUGGGAAAAAGUGUUUAAAAGAGAUGAGAGUGACGAGUGAAAAGGAAUACUACAAGAUAUUGUGUUGCAGUAUGGCUACCUCCUGAGUGCUCAUCAAAGAGUUCCCUUGCUGUAGCAGCACUCAUCAAACACAGGGAUGCAUUUUUCUAUUUGUGAUGUAUUUCUGUACAACUGAAGCAACAAUGCAGGACUGACCUGUUAUUGUCCUGCACAUUUUCAAGUCUUAAUGAAUGGCAUCUAAUGAAACAGUGACCAAUCAGUCUAAUGCUUAUGUUUGUAAGUUUAACAAUUCUAACUAUUUCUUGUUGCAUAUGUAUUUGUGUAUGUGAGUGUGUUUUAUGUGCUAGGUUUAUCACAGGCUUUGUCACAACAAACUGGGCAACUUAACACUUAAAACAUUUAAAAUAAUAUAAAUAAUAAAAUAAUAUUUUAUUGACCAAGAAUAUGAUACAUAUAUCUUCUUAACCACAAAUAAAGCAAGCACCACAAUGUAAUACCCAAACAUGUGAACUGUAGCAUUCACUCAGUUGCUUAGUAAUUCAAUUUAAUCAAUUCACAUUUGACACUGAUUUUAAAUUCAUGAGUAAUUUAUGCAGUAUAUACUUGCACAGCAAUGAUCACCUUAGCCUGUGUUCUGCAGCUUAAAAUGAAAAAAAAAAAAUAAACACACAUUCAAUUCUGAUUAUCCUAUAAUUAGCAUAUAUCAGGGUCACAAACAGACACAAGGAACUGAGACAAUUAUUAGGCCAUUUAUGAUCAAGUGAUCUGAAUAGUGUAUAUGUUGUUUGUGGAUCCCCAGAUCAACAAUAUGUAGCAAUCCAUUUCAAUGCAAUAAAAAUGUGAAAUCAA